GGUCAUACGCUGUGUUUAGAAGGUGACAUUUUGUUAUCGGUCUCCUCAGACUCAACAUCACUGGGAAAGUCAAACAGUGAUUGGAAAAUAAAGUCACUAUGGCUUCUCUCGGGAGGGCUUAUGGUGUCCUCCGAGGUGGCAUGCAACUUGUUCGACGAGGGCCACAGAGAAUAGUCGUCAGAAGGGCAGGCGGCGGCCCGCACAUCGAGCCCCAGUACAGGAUGCCCCCCCAAACGACCAAACACCAGGUCUUCCAUUCGGAGCUGCUGUCCAGCGCUAUGUGGUUCUGGAUCUUGUGGCACAUGUGGCAUGAUUCAGAUGCAGUACUGGGCCACUUCCCAUGGCCAGAUACCAGCGAAUGGACCGAUGAGCAGCUCGGCAUCCCUGCUGAUGAUGCAGAGCCUGCUGAGGAGGAGGAGGACGAUGAUUAAAAAUCCCCCUGUAUUUAUGAAGCUGACCUCCAGGUUCCCCAUUCCACUCUGAAGACCGAUCUGCAUCGGUGACCCUGAUGUCAGUGUUGUAAAUAGAUUGUCAUGAAAGCCUGAUUUCUCGUCGUCCACAAACUUCCCUCAGACAAAACCUGAACAUGUUGAAAAACAUUUGAUGUGAUGAAAGAAACGGCUGACGAGCAUAAUGUUGUUUUCACUUAAUAAACAGAUUUAUUUGCCACUUGAAA
Molecule: messenger RNA, 676 nt
Organism: Engraulis encrasicolus (European anchovy)
Lineage: Eukaryota; Metazoa; Chordata; Actinopteri; Clupeiformes; Engraulidae
Gene: ndufb2
Product: NADH:ubiquinone oxidoreductase subunit B2
Exons: 4
Coding region: 99-431 (110 amino acids)
Biological process (GO): mitochondrial respiratory chain complex I assembly
Cellular component (GO): mitochondrial inner membrane
Source: RefSeq, a predicted model, not a curated record